AAAAUGGCCGGAAAUGGAGAGGGGCCCGCGAUCGGGAUCGAUCUGGGAACGACUUACUCGUGCGUGGGAGUGUGGCGGCAGUGGCAUGAACGGGUUGAGAUUAUUGUCAACGACCAAGGAAAUAGAACGACGCCGUCGUACGUGGCGUUCACUGAAGAGGAGCGCCUCAUCGGCGACGGUGCCAUGAAUCAGGUUGCCAAGAAUCCCACCAACACCAUCUUCGAUGCUAAGAGGUUGAUUGGCCGGAGAUUCAGUGAUGAGUCAGUGCGGAGUGACAUGAAGCUUUGGCCUUUCAAGGUUGUACCUGGUCCACGGGAUAGGCCCAUGAUUGAAGUCACCUACAGAGAUAAGCAGAAGCAAUUUGCUGCAGAGGAGAUAUCAUCAAUGGUGCUCUUGAAGAUGCGCGAGACAGCAGAGGCUUUUCUUGGAUUGUCUGUGAAGAACGCAGUUGUCACUGUUCCUUCCUACUUCAAUGACGCACAGCGCCAGGCGACAAUGGAUGCCGGGUUUAUCGCUGGCUUGAACGUCAUGAGCAUCCUGAAUGAGCCCACUGCUGCUGCGAUUGCUUAUGAGUUGGAAACGAAAGCGGGUAGUGAUGGAAACAAAAAUGCGCUUGUCUUCGAUCUUGGUGGUGGUACGUUAGAUGUCUCACUUCUUACCAUAAAGCAAGGUGUCAUUGAAGUGAAGGCCACAACCGGUGACACUCACCUCGGUGGAGAAGACUUUGACAAUAGAAUAGUGGACUACUUUGUUGAGGAGUUCAAGAGGAAGUUGAAGAAGGACAUAACAAGAGACCCUAGAGCUAUUCGUAGGCUAAGGACAUCUUGUGAGAGAGCCAAGAGGAUCCUCUCGUUGACUAUUCAGACCACAAUUGAGAUAGACUGUUUGUAUGAUGGUAUUGAUUUCUCCACAACCCUUACUCGCGCCAAAUUUGAAGAUCUCAACAUGGAUCUCUUCACGAUGUGCAUGAAGCAGGUUAAGAAGUGUUUAAUGGAUGCAAAUGUUCACAUAAGCAACAUCCAUGAUGUUGUCCUUGUUGGUGGCUCCACAAGAAUUCCCAAAGUGCAACAGCUGUUACAAGAUUUUUUUAAGGGAAAGGAAAUGUGCAAAAGUAUCAAUCCUGAUGAGGCUGUUGCCUACGGUGCUGCAGUCCGAGCUGCAAUUUUGGGUGGGAAUGCUACUGAGAAGAUUCACGACUUGCUGUUGUUGGAGGUCACACCUCUAUCUCUUGGCACAGCAAUUCUUGGUGAUAUUAUGUCAGUUGUGAUUCCGAGAAACACUAGUAUUCCUACCAAGAAGGAGGAUAGAUUCACUACGGUUGGAGAUAACCAGACUGAGGUUCUGAUUGAUGUGUACCAGGGUGAGAGAACACGUGUUACCGAAAACAAUUUCCUUGGUGAAUUCAGUCUUAGUGAGAUUCCUCCUGCGCCGGCUGGUGUGCCUGAGAUCAAUGUUUGUUUUGAGAUGGAUGCAAAUGGUAUCUUACAUGUCUCGGCAGAGGACAAGGCAACUGGUCAAAUGAGUGGGAUGACGAUCUCCAAGUAUGAAAAUGGAAGAUUGUCCAAAGCAGAGGUAGACAGAAUGUUGAAGGAGGCUAAGAAAUACAAGGCUGAAGAUGAGAAGUUUAAGAAGAAGAUUGAAGCUAAGAAUGCUCUUGAAUUCUAUGUGUACAAGCUGAAAAACACUAUCAAGGAUCAUAAGAUCACCUCCAAGAUGUCACCGGCUGACAAGAUGAAGACAAAAUACGCAAUUGAUGAGGCCAUUCAGUGGUUGGAUUGCAAUCAAUUUGCAGAGAUAGAUGAUUUUGAGGAAAAGAAGCAUUAUUUGGAAGACGUUUGGAACCCCAUUGUAGCCAAGAUGUACCAAUGGAAUAGGUAA
Diospyros lotus (date-plum) is the source of this 1878-nucleotide messenger RNA. RefSeq names its product heat shock cognate 70 kDa protein-like. NCBI's taxonomy places the organism in Eukaryota, Viridiplantae, Streptophyta, Magnoliopsida, Ericales, Ebenaceae. Gene Ontology annotation, cellular component: cytoplasm. The transcript is spliced from 2 exons. Gene Ontology annotation, molecular function: ATP hydrolysis activity; ATP-dependent protein folding chaperone; heat shock protein binding. Gene Ontology annotation, biological process: protein refolding; cellular response to unfolded protein. The record is from RefSeq and is a predicted model, not a curated record. The coding region runs from base 4 to 1878 and encodes 624 amino acids.